Molecule: messenger RNA, 1770 nt
Organism: Myxocyprinus asiaticus (Chinese sucker)
Lineage: Eukaryota; Metazoa; Chordata; Actinopteri; Cypriniformes; Catostomidae
Exons: 6
Coding region: 118-765 (215 amino acids)
Source: RefSeq, a predicted model, not a curated record
GAAAGAAGUGAGGGAGGAGCAGACUAGGAGGAUUGUUUUUUUUUUUUUUCAUCCGAUUAGUUUUGUGUCUGCUUUUGUAGAAGAACUAAAAGACUACACAGAGAACUGAAAAUAAAUAUGUAUCAAUUAUACAUCGGAUUUUGUGUGAUUUUGUCCCUAUUCCAUGGGGGCCGUACACAAAUCUUUCAAGAAGGAGAGGACGUAACAGUCAAAUGUGACCCCGCAUUGUCCGGCUUGUCGUUUUUCUGGUUUCGAAUAAACAAAGAUGGCCCAGCGUUCUUAGUUACUAAUAAAAACACAGGAAUAAAGGUCAAUGUUAAAGAAAAAUACAAAGUUAUUCAGACUAGUGGAAAGAUGUGUUUGUCCAUUCGGUCUUUCGAGAAGGAUAAAGACAGUGGUAUGUACAGCUGUGCAACAUACAACAGAAAUCAGCUCAUCUUUGGAGAUCUCUAUUAUAUUAAAGGGCAACCAGAUCCAACAACACAACCUCCAAAAAUUGCUUCAGUAACAAAGGCAAAGCCAGAGGUGUUGACUACAGCAAAAGUGCAGUGUCCAUGCGAGAAACAAGAAUCAAGAUCUGCACUGCUUUGUGAGACUUGGAUAUUUUCAUCUUUGGCUGCUGGCUGCGGCCUGCUCCUUAUUCUGCUGAUCAUCACAAUUGUGUACUGCGACUGUUUAAGAACAAGACAUUGUCCACAUAAUUACAAAACACAACCUCAAAGCAGACCAGCUGGCCAUGCUAAUCUGCCCAACAACCACGUCUAGUGCCGGUAAAUACACAGGAAAGUCCAAGGACUUCAAAUAUUUUAUUUUGAAUUUUGUUAUCAUCUCAGUAUGUUAUAGUUAAAAUCAGAGCACUUUCAAGACUAUUAGGUUGAGCCUUAGUUGAAAAUCUUUGAAAGAUUUUUUCAGUGACUGCAAAGUCUUAUAAUUGUAUCUUAACUUGUGUCGUCUUUGUAUUUCCUUUGCAUUGUAUAGCUGUUAUAUUUAAGACAUGGGUAACUUAUGUUUUUGUGGUUUUUAUUAUUCUCAAUUGAUGACUAAAUGUUUUAUAAUCAAUUUUGAUUUAAGGUGUGUGUUAAGUUUGCAAUUAAAACUUGUUCCUCGUUACAUCAUGUGGCACUGCAAUGCAGCCUGUACUUUGUGUGUGAAUUGUAAUUUUUAAAAGAGCUAAUCUGCCCUCUAUUGGCUAGAACUUCAGAACAAUAAACAUCACACACUGUAUGUGCAGAACCACUUACAGAACACAGAGAAGUCACAAAAAAGCACUGUAUCAAUUCAGGGAAAAUAAUAAUAAUAAUAAUAAUAAUAAUAAUAAUAAUAAUUCUUGUCUCGCAUUUCAGCUUCACAGAAAAAUGCAGUUGUUACAAAAUGCGUCCUGUUCAUACAUAUUUCUACAUUCAGUGGAUUUAAAAAAUAAAAAUGUGCUUGGAUGAGGUAAUCACCACGUAUGAGUAAAUAGGCCUUCUGUAGACAAGAUUUAACCAAAGUAUGGUGUUAUUAAAACACAUAAAUACUGAAAUCUUAGUUAACUUACACUUGACAGCCAAAUCAUGCCACAAAUGCUCUAAAUGAUUGGAUCAACAGACUGACCUUCCCUCUGUCCAUCCGUCCAUCCAUCCUAUCAAAUUAGGCCUUCAGCUACAGCAAUAUUUAUCAACGUGUUCAGUGGAAAUAAACGGUAAAAUACGAAUGGAAAAACCUGGGGUAUUACGUUUAUGUCAAAAUAUGCUUUGUGGCAUCAGCAGUAGAUAACUUUUCAAAAAUGAG